AUGAAUUCCUGGGGAUCAGGUUUCUCCACAGACCAGGUCUUUCUAGUCAUCUUCUUUCGGAGCACCUUGGACGACUCGAAGCUGAUCAUUGACGACUCCACGGCAUCCCGCUAUUUCGGUGUGACUCUGAUGAUCUUCCUGGGCUUCGGAUACCUCAGGGCUUUCCUGAAGGCCUAUGGCUUAGGGGCUAUUGGCUUCACGAUGUUGAUUGCGUCCCUGGGAAUGCAAUGGUCCAUGAUUCUGGAAUCUUUGGCACGGAAGGCGGAGCUGAAAGUGGACUCCAGCGCGCUGUUGCAUGCGGACUUGGGUGUUGCUGCUGUCCUUGUCUCCUUCGGGGCCGUGAUUGGCAGGAUCAGUCCCACACAGAUCGUGAUGUUGGUGUUGCUGGAGCUUCCUGUCUACACCAUCAACAAGGUCUUUCUGAUUCACCAGUUUGACACCUCGAAACAUGUCCGCGAUGGAGGUAGCACCAUCGUGGUCCAUGUCUUUGGGGCCUAUUUCGGCUUGGCGGCUGCUACAGUGCUGGGGCCAGCUGUGAAGGAUAGAUUGAAAUGUAGCUCCUACCAGUCGGACAUCUUCUCGUUGAUUGGUACGAUGUUCCUGUGGAUGUUUUUACCAAGCUUCGUAGCGGUGGAACAAGCUACCCCUGACCUGCAGAGCAAGGCCAUCGUGAACACCAUCCUGGCUUUGCUCACCUCAACAGUCACUAGCUUUGGCUUGACGCAGAUCCUGCAGGAUGGCAAGAUUGGAACGCGAGCAGUGCAAAAUGCAACCUUGGCGGGAGGUGUGACCAUUGGUGCCACUGCCAGCAUCGUGGGCCCCUUUGGUGCGGGCGUCUUGGGCAUCAUGGCGGGGGCAUUGUCAACUGUGGCCUUUGCACACUCCAGCAUGUUCAAAUCGGUGGACUCUUGUGGGAUUCACAACCUGCACGGUCUUCCGGGGCUCCUGGGUGGUUUAUUUUCCAUCGUUUCGCCUGUCUUCUACAACGACACGGGCCUUGCCCCUUUCGAGCAGAUGGUUGCCUUGGCUUCCACCUUGAUGAUCGCUUUGCUUUCCGGGGCCUGUUGCGGUGUCGCCAUGAAGGCCAUUGAGCAGCUUCAUGACGACAAAGAUUUGCGCACAGCUGCAGCCAGCAUUGGGUUGAACCCCACUGAUUUGCGCAUCGAGCCUUACAGCGGCUCGGUUCGAAAAAGCGUUUUGUUAUGCGUUUGA
Cladocopium goreaui is the source of this 1212-nucleotide messenger RNA. The record is from the annotation of a GenBank genome assembly. NCBI's taxonomy places the organism in Eukaryota, Dinophyceae, Suessiales, Symbiodiniaceae.